This is a messenger RNA of Mauremys reevesii (Reeves's turtle), 1425 nucleotides long. RefSeq lists its product as uncharacterized. The transcript has 5 exons. The coding region runs from base 322 to 1425 and encodes 367 amino acids. The record is from RefSeq and is a predicted model, not a curated record. NCBI's taxonomy places the organism in Eukaryota, Metazoa, Chordata, Testudines, Geoemydidae.
CCUGCCCGCACGUGGCAAGCCCAGCGAGGCGUCGGGCACCGGGACCCGGCUUCCCUGCGGGGCUCGGGAAGGGUCCUUGUGGGGCAGCUCAGAGCGGUGCGAACCCGCCGCUGCGCUGCGUCCCUGUGUGGGGAGAGCCCGCUCCCGCGAGCAGCCCUGCCUGGCCGAAAGCCCGGUCCCCAGCUGAGAUGGGCCGUUCUCACCUAGUGGGAGCCCACCGUGGUCACAGAAACAGGCCCAAAGUGGUGCACGUGGACAGAAGGAGUGAGUUCUGAUCCCGCACCUGCGACCGGGAGCUGCCCUUGACCAACCAGUCUCCAGAUGAGGAAGAUCUGGACCCCCCAGCAGCCGAGAGCUUUGCCAUCAAACAGGAGGUCCUGCAGGGAGGUCUGCGCCUUGCUGGACAGCCCAGAUUGCAGGAGCCAUGACGCCCUUCUCAUGGACACCGCGGAGGCCAUGGACCGUAGGGCCGUGUCCGCUGCAUCCGAAGCUGCCUGCAGGGUUGCCCUGGCAGCUGCUGUGCCCUCCUCCACCAGCGUUUUGAACUCCUUCCCGUUGCACUCCUGGAGGGAGUCCUCUAACUUGGGCAGGGAGCUCCACAGAUUGAACUCAUACUGGCCCCGGAGAGCCUGGUGGUUUGCCACCCAUAACUGGAAGCUCGAGGACAAAUACAUUUUCCUUCCAAAUGAGUCCAACCUCCUUGAAUCUUUAUUUUUCGGGGUAGGGGCUGGUUGGCGCUCCACUACGGGUACUGCUAGGGGAAAAACUUCUGGCACCGGUGUACGUGGAAACUUUGCCAUGCUAAUCAGCAACUACUUCUGCAGGAACCAAAGCAGCACACAGGUGAGCAGCAUAUGGAUCCUGUCUGAAGCUGCCCGCAAGCAGGAGAUGCAUCCUUGCCUCUUUGGUUACCCUCAGCAGUGUAAUUUCAGCUUCGAUCACCCCUCAUCUGUGGAAAACAGUGCCAGUAUUCAGAAUAGUGUCUAUGUGCCCUUGAGGGCCAGUUCCUACACGCUGGCGGAGGACAUAUUUCAAGAUGUGCUGCAAUCGUCUGAGCAGGCUUAUAGCGAGCACAGAGCAUGGAGAGUGACAGUAAAUGAAAAACUAGAAAUGGAUAUCCAGGAGAGGAGACAGGGGCAGGAGCAGAUAAUAGAAGGGCAGGAACAGAUGAUAAAGCUCAUGGAGGACCAGAGAUGUUCAGGUCCCAGUCGGAACACAUGUGUGCUUGACUCUCCCUGCAGCCCAUAUAGAGCGGUGUUCCAUGUCCUCCCCAAACUCCCCCCAAACAUUCGUUGUAUGUUCCCAGCCCACCGCAGUACCCUUUGCACUCCAGGCCUGGGGACAUUUUCCAUAAUGACAGCUGGACUUACAUACAGCUGUGAGAUCCUCAUUUCAGAGUGCUACGCAGUGUCAUGUCUCUUGUAA